AUGGCCAAGGACAAGAACCCGAACCUAGCCCUGCGCAUUCGAGUUGAGAGCGGAGGUUGCCACGGCUUUCAAUACCUUAUGAGCCUCAUUACGAUGCCAACAGGAGAAGCACGCGAAGCUUCUACCAUUAUCUCCGAGGAGGACAGCAUCUUCCAAUAUGUUCCGGACGAAGCCAACUCUGCUACUCCGCCCGCCGAUAGCCCGAAAAUUGUACUAGACGAGCCUUCUCUGGAGCUUCUCACGGGCAGCAAGGUGGAUUUUACACAAGAGUUGAUUGGGUCGCAGUUCAAGAUUGUUGACAACCCAUACGCAACGAGUAGCUGUGGGUGUGGGACAAGCUUUGAUAUCAAGGUGUAG
Molecule: messenger RNA, 357 nt
Organism: Trichoderma aggressivum f. europaeum
Lineage: Eukaryota; Fungi; Ascomycota; Sordariomycetes; Hypocreales; Hypocreaceae
Exons: 1
Coding region: 1-357 (118 amino acids)
Biological process (GO): iron-sulfur cluster assembly
Cellular component (GO): mitochondrion
Molecular function (GO): 2 iron, 2 sulfur cluster binding; 4 iron, 4 sulfur cluster binding; iron ion binding
Source: RefSeq, a predicted model, not a curated record